UAACCGAGGGCGAUGAUUGCCCCUGGCCUGCAGCAAUGAGCACCAAUGAAAGCGACUCCCCUAAAGGGAUAUAAGCUAGAGCGGGCAGGGAAGGGGCUUAGAAGCAGCUGCCCCCCCCCGGGCCGCGAUGGAGCGCUUCGUCUACCCGCCGUACAGCAUCUACCAAGGCUAUGGGAGCUCUUUCACCCCCAACCACAACGUGGCCCCCCGGCCCCCCUCCAAGCAGAAGCAGCCCAGCUGGAAGCAGAGCAAAAGCAGCAGCAACAACAGCCUCUCUCACUCCUUCAGGGGGAGCUUCUCGGCUCCGGCGCCGCCGGUCUCCUCGCCGGACUACUUGGACACCUACAAGCGGGCCCAGCUGAAAGCCCUGCUGACCCACGUCAGUCCGGGCCUCACCCCGAGGCUCCGCAAAGCCAACACCAAAGAGGUGGGGAUCCAGGUGAACCCCCGGGUGGACGCCGCCGUGCAAUGCUCGCUGGGCUCCCGGGCGCUUCAAGCCGUCCGGCCACACAGCCCCGCCGCCGGGCGCCUCGGCCGCGCCUCCCCGACGCCGACGCUGCUGCCGGGCGUUUACUCGCCCGUCCUCGGCCGUCGACUCUUCACUUUGCCCGAAGCGCAGCCCGCCGAGGAGCCUGAGGCGAAGGAGGCGGGAAAGGAGGAGGAGGAGGAAGAGGAGGAGGCUGUCCCUGAGGAGAAGCCCCCGGAAGGCGAAGUUGGAGACCCCACUGAGGUCCAGGAGGGGAAGGGCGAGGCUCCCAAGAAAGGCGGAGGCGCAGAAGAGAGCAGAAAAACCACCUUCCAGUUCCUAGAACAGAAAUAUGGCUAUUUCCAUUGCAAUGACUGCAAGACAAGAUGGGAAAGUGCUUACGUGUGGUGCAUUUCUGGAACCAAUAAGGUUUACUUUAAACAGCUCUGCCGCAAGUGCCAGAAGAGCUUUAACCCAUAUAAAGUGGAAGCAAUUCAGUGUCAUAUCUGUUCAAAGACUCGUUGCUCCUGUCCCCAGAAGAAAAGACACAUCGAUCUCAAGAGGCCCCACCGUCAAGAGCUGUGUGGCCGCUGCAAAGGCAAAAGGCUAUCUUGUGACAAUACUUACAGCUUCAAAUACAUUAUUUGAUUUGCCAUGAUUAAUAAAUGUGUGCUGUUCUUGCACUUGGCACUAUGCACUUUGUUACUUGUUUGAGAGCAUGGCAUUGACUUUAGGCUUCUGACCUGGCAUUGGAUAAUGGAUCAAAGAUUUUUUGUAAAACUAUGAAAUAUUUGUACUUUACCAGUAUACCUUAUCAUACCUUAUAAUAAAAGCUGAAUUCUAACUGAAUUGUGGUUAAUGAUAUGAAAUGUAACACAGUACAUGAUAUAAUGUUAAGGUAAAACAAAGAAAAUGGGAAGCUUUGAAGGUUUUCUGUAUAACAAAUCUAAAUGCCUGUCAGAACAGUCCCUCUCAUUUGGGAUACUAUUGAUUAAAAUGAAUCACUUAAUGCAUA
Pogona vitticeps (central bearded dragon) is the source of this 1481-nucleotide messenger RNA. Lineage: Eukaryota; Metazoa; Chordata; Lepidosauria; Squamata; Agamidae. The record is from RefSeq and is a predicted model, not a curated record.